AUAAAAGAGAAGAAAAUGGUUGGGCUCAAUUAGCCCGGCCCAGGAGAAAAAAGGCCUCCUCGUGCGUGCCCAACCAGAGAGAGAAGAAAAAAAAGGCCAGAGAGACGAGGAGGUGGCCGUUAAAUUCAGUUCGUCCCCGCCCUCCCCGCGUACUCGUCGCUCGAAACCUUCUUCCUCCUCCCACCUCCGUCCCAACUCCCAACGCCACCGCGCCGCACUGCGACUGCCCCCACCGGAAGCCAGCCAGCCACCGCACCGCACCCUCCUCCCCCUCCACCCUAAACCACAUCGUGCUCCCUCCGCAAGCCCGCAUCCUCUGCGAUGAAUCAAGUUGGCCAGCGGCCACCACCGCCGGUGCCGGAGCCACGCCCACCGCCGCCGACAGGGAGCUGGAUCAGGAUCUUGCGCUCGGUGGCCUCUUCAUUGGGCUUAUCUCUCCGCUCUCUCAUGGUGCUACUUUGGCGCGCAUGCCGCUUACCGGCGGGCCAAGACGAGGAGGAGCGCAAUGAUGCCAAGAACAAGAACGAGACAGGCGGCCAAGAUGAUGAGGAUCGCCUGAAGAAGACGGAGAUUGCCGCCAGGAAACGAGCAAGGCAGAAGGCCAAGAAAGCGGCCAGAAAGGAGGCCAAGGCGAAGGCCAAGAAGACCAAGAAGGAGGCCAAGGCGGAGGACAAGAAGAAGAGGCAGGAGGAGGAGGCCAUGAAGAGGAAAGAAGAGGAGGAGGCGGCCAAGGAGGAGGCCAGGAUCAGGGAAGAAGAGCAGAAGGCAGCCAAGGAGAAGGCCAGGCAGAAGCUUGCCGAGGACAAGAAAAAGGCUGACCUGGAGGAGGCCAAGAGACGGCAGCGGGAGGACGCCGAGCGGAGGAAGGAGGAGGCCAGGAUGGAGGAGGAGGACAGGCAAAGGAGGCGGGAGGAGGCCCAGAGGAGGAAGGAGGCGGACAGGAACAAGGAUGAGCAUGAGGAUGAGAAGGAUGUUCACAUUAGUUACUGGUCUCAAAAUCACAACAAGCGCAAGAAGCAGUGCCUAGGCAACAUUCCAGACGAGAUUGAUCGCCAUAACAACAAGUUUCACAAGGGAGUUGAGAUGCGAAGUUGCAGGAAGAAGGGCUGCCUUGUUAGAGCCAAUAAGAGGGACAUCCAGGUCCAUGAGUACUACUGUCAUGGUUUGAGCAAAUGAGGCCCCUGUUUGGUGCUUCUCUAGUGAGUGCUAGCAUUAGUUUUUACUCUGUUUCACAUGAGCUGUGCGCGCUAGUGUGCUGUUUGGAGAAUUUGGUACGAGAAUCUUGUGAAUGGCCUUUGGUGAUGAAUGCAUGUACGAAAAUCACUAUGACAAGCAAUGCAAUCGAAUUGCAGUAUA
This is a messenger RNA of Triticum aestivum (bread wheat), 1356 nucleotides long. RefSeq names its product vicilin-like seed storage protein At2g18540. The coding region runs from base 322 to 1176 and encodes 284 amino acids. The transcript is spliced from 3 exons. NCBI's taxonomy places the organism in Eukaryota, Viridiplantae, Streptophyta, Magnoliopsida, Poales, Poaceae. The record is from RefSeq and is a predicted model, not a curated record.